AUGUACAUCCUCAAGCCCUCAUGGCUGCGGCAUAGCGGCGAGCAGAAGGACUUCGAGGUCUACAGCUGCCACAUCUCUCCCGAUGGCAAGCGCUUAGCCACGGCUGGCGGAGAUGGCCACGUUCGCAUCUGGUCAACGGAGGCCAUCUUUAACUCCGGCGACCCCAACUAUGACAAGCCGCGCCAACUCUGCCACAUGAGCCACCAUCUCGGCACCAUCCACUCUGUCCGCUUCUCGCCCAACGGUCGCUACCUUGCUUCUGGUGCCGACGACCGUGUCAUAUGCAUAUACCAGCUUGACACGAACCCGCCGUCACUUGCUGCUACCUUUGGAUCCAACGAACCGCCCCCUGUCGAGAACUGGAAGACCCACAAGCGUCUGGUCGGCCACGAUAGCGACGUUCAAGAUCUCGCCUGGUCCUACGACAAUUCAGUCCUCGUUUCGGUUGGUCUGGACUCCAAGGUUGUUGUCUGGUCCGGCCACACCUUUGAGAAGCUCAAGACAAUCACUGUGCACCAGAGCCAUGUCAAGGGCAUCACCUUCGAUCCUGCUAAUAAGUUCUUCGCCACCGCUGGCGACGACCGGUCCAUCAAGAUCUUCCGAUUUACCCCUCCUCCGCCGAACGCGACCCAACAUGACAUGAUUAACAAUUUUGUCCUGGAGGCCACGAUCAGCGCUCCCUUCAAGAGCUCCCCGCUCACCACGUACUUCCGGAGAUGCAGCUGGUCACCUGACGGUCAUCACAUCGCUGCUGCCAAUGCGGUCAAUGGGCCCGUGCCUAGCGUCGCUAUUAUCGAUCGUUCGCGCUGGGAGAGCGACAUCAACCUGAUCGGCCACGAGGCCCCGACUGAAGUUUGCUCCUUCUCACCCCGUCUGUUCUAUACCAAGAAGCCUGAGAGCGGUUCCUCCGACAAGGGUCAGCUUGUAACUGUGAUUGCUUCUGCUGGCCAGGACAAGACGCUGAGCAUAUGGAACACCAACACGUCCAGACCUGUCGUUAUUGUCCAAGAUGUGGCUUCCAAAUCGGUAUCGGAUCUUGCUUGGACUCCUGAUGGCCAGACCAUCUUUGCUUCAAGCUUGGACGGCAGCGUUGUGGCCAUCAAGUUUGAGGAGGGUGAAUUGGGCUACGUGGCGGACUCCGAGGAGAACGACAAGGCCCUGCAGAAGUACGGCGCGUUCCGGAAGGGCAUGGGCACUGCCGAGGACGUCGACAGUCUGCACCUUGAAAAUCACAGCAAGGCUGGCGAGCUGCGCGGCGCAGAGUCGAGAAUGGGAGCCCUGAUGGGGGACUUCCAGCCAGCUGAUAAGAACGGAGUUACGACAAACGGAGCCAAGUCAGCUACCGCUAGUAAGAACGGUGAACUCAACGGAACGAGUGACAAGCAGGCAUCAUCCAAAGAGGGGGCUUCUAAGCAGUCCCCGGAGGAGGAGAAGGAGAGCGCCGAAAAGGCUGCGGCACGGAUUGCCGAACUGAAGUCUCGCGUUCAGGUGACCAAAGAUGGCAAGAAGAGGGUUGCUCCUCUGCUCGUGUCGUCGUCGGCCACAGGCCUGCUGUCGCUACCUCAGUCGCAACUAGUGGGCGCUAAGUCGACAAAGCCAGCGCAGAACGAUGCUCCCCAAACCAUACUCGACCUGUCCAAACCUUUCCAUGGCUUGCCGAGGGGAGGGAUAGCCGCUCUGCUUCUCGGAAACAAGAGAAAGGCCGUUUCGGUUGAGGGUGAGGAGGAAGAAGAGCCGGCGGCCAAGCGCCCAUCUACGGGAGGUCCCGUCCCCAUCAUGGUAGACACGCCUGAAGGUCUUGAACCGGCUCCCCUGACGGCCCCUCCUCAUGGUCAGGUUCCUACUCCUGAAUACCUCCGUCCAGCAGUCGUCAGCCCCGCAAUCUCGGUGUCCCAGGUGCGACUGGCCGUCCCCAAGGUGCGCUCCCACAUCGUGCGGCCUCUCGAGCGCGGCGUUCUUCAGGGUGAAACGACGCUGGAAGAAGCAGCGAAGGGUGCUCCCGAAAACAUCAUUUUGGAGGCGCGCAACCCUGUUCGGCCACGCGAGCCGUCCCGUAUCACAGCCACCAAGCGUGGCGCGCUGCUCUGGCAAGAUUUCCUGCCACGUGCUGUGCUGCUGGUCACUGGUAGUAAGUACUUCUGGGCAGCAGCCUGCGAAGACGGUUCCCUUCACACAUGGACGCCAGCCGGACGCAGGCUGUUUAAUGCCAUCAUCCUCGAGUCCCAGCCCGUCAUCUUGGAGUGCCGCAAUCACUGGCUGCUCUGCAUCACAUCGGUUGGUUUGUGCCAUGUCUUCAACGUCAAGACCAUGUCGGCUGCGCACCCGCCGGUCUCGCUGGCGCCUAUCCUCGACAUCGCCAUGACCUCGUUGUCUCUUGACGGCCCGACAGCUGCCCCGGGCGUUACCUCGGCACACCUUAACAGCAACGGCAACAUCGUCGUCACGCUGAGCAACGGCGAUGGUUUCUUCUACUCCAGUGACAUGUACACCUGGCAGCGGCUGUCCGAGUCAUGGUGGGCAGUCGGCAGCCAGUAUUGGAACAGCAACGACUCGUCCAUCAGCGCGUUGUCGUCGACCGCUGUCGGCCCCGUGGCGACCAGUACCGCGCCGUCCAAGAAAGACGACAGUUCCGCUGCCGACGAGGUCCCCAUCUCGGCCGGCAUCAUACCCUAUCUCGAGCGACACACGACUACCGAGUUCUUGCUCAAGGGCCGUGCGUACACGCUGCAAAGGCUCAUCCAGACACUGCUGGCGCGCGACGGCUUCGAGGGCUUUGAGAGCGCCGUCAGCGUGGCGCAUCUGGAGAAUAGGAUCGCUGGUGCCUUGGCUCUGGGUGCCAAAGACGAGUUUAGGCUCUACCUGUUUAUGUAUGCCAAGCGGAUUGGUGCCGAAGGCAUGCGUGGCAAGGUGGAGGAGCUGCUUAAUGCGCUGGUUGGAGGUAUUCUCCGGGAGAAGGGAGAUGACGCCGAGGGGAAAGGCUGGGCUAGUAAGGGGGAUAAGAUCUGCGGAUGGGAUAGGAAGGAAUUGUUGAAGGGCGUGGUGUUGAUUUUAGGUAAAUUCCGCGAUCUUCACCGGUUGACAGUCCAAUAUGCUAGGAUUUUGGGUCUGACAGCCGGAGGGGAGGAAAACGGAAAUGGAGAUGGGGAGAGGAUGGAGCUGGGUGAUUGA
Molecule: messenger RNA, 3168 nt
Organism: Thermochaetoides thermophila DSM 1495
Lineage: Eukaryota; Fungi; Ascomycota; Sordariomycetes; Sordariales; Chaetomiaceae
Product: putative for the periodic repression of protein
Exons: 4
Coding region: 1-3168 (1055 amino acids)
Biological process (GO): regulation of DNA-templated transcription; DNA-templated transcription; chromatin remodeling
Cellular component (GO): nucleus; HIR complex
Molecular function (GO): protein binding; nucleosome binding
Source: RefSeq, a predicted model, not a curated record